Messenger RNA from Varanus komodoensis (Komodo dragon), 1221 nucleotides. RefSeq names its product thyrotropin-releasing hormone receptor-like. Gene Ontology annotation, molecular function: thyrotropin-releasing hormone receptor activity. Gene Ontology annotation, cellular component: membrane. The transcript has 3 exons. Bases 1 to 1221 code for a protein of 406 amino acids. The record is from RefSeq and is a predicted model, not a curated record. NCBI's taxonomy places the organism in Eukaryota, Metazoa, Chordata, Lepidosauria, Squamata, Varanidae. Gene Ontology annotation, biological process: phospholipase C-activating G protein-coupled receptor signaling pathway.
AUGGAGGGCAGCGGACCGAAGCUCGGCUCCCCCACGAACGUCUCCCUGGCGGGCGGCGAGGGCGCCCUGGGGCCGCUGGUGUACAAGGCCGUCUCCGUCUGCCUGGUGCUCGGCGUGUGCGGGGUGGGCGUCGUGGGCAACGUCAUGGUGGUCCUGGUGGUCCUGACCAGCCGCGGCAUGAGGACGCCCACCAACUGCUACCUGGUCAGCCUGGCGGUGGCCGACCUGAUGGUCCUGCUGGCCGCCGGGCUGCCCACCGUCUCCGAGAGCCUGGCAGGGACGUGGAUCUACGGGCUCGCCGGCUGCCUCGGCAUCACCUACUUCCAGUACCUGGGCAUCAACGCCUCGUCCUGCUCCAUCACGGCCUUCACCGUGGAAAGGUACAUCGCGAUCUGCCACCCGAUGAAGGCCCAGGCGCUGUGCACCCUCUCGCGGGCCAAGCGCAUCAUCGCGCUCGUCUGGGCGCUCACCUCGCUCUACUGCACGCUCUGGUUCUUCCUGGUGGACCUCUCCGGCAGCAGGGGCCGGCGGCUGGAGUGCGGCUACAAGGUGUCCCGCAACCUCUACCUGCCCAUCUACCUGCUCGACUUCGCCCUCUUCUUCGUCACCCCCCUGCUCCUCGCCUCCGUGCUCUACGGCCUCAUCGGGAGGGUCCUCUUCCGCAGCCCUGCCCUGCGCCAGCCCAGCGGCCCGGCCGAACCCUGGCCGGCGCGGAGGCGCCCGGAGGCCGGCCGGGGCAAGGCGGGGAGGCCCGGAGCCAGGAGGCCCGUCUCCUCGAGGAAGCAGGUCACCAAGAUGCUGGCCGUGGUGGUGGUCCUCUUCGCGCUGCUGUGGAUGCCCUACCGCACCCUGGUGCUGGUCAACUCCUUCGUGAGGCGGCCCUUCCUGGACCGCUGGUUCCUGCUCUUCUGCCGCCUCUGCGUCUACGCCAACAGCGCCAUCAACCCCAUCAUCUACAGCCUCAUGUCCCGGAAGUUCCGCCUCGCCUUCCAGAAGCUCUGCGGGUGCCGGUCCGAGGAGGAGCGGCCCAGGAGCCUCUGCGUCCCCUCGGGUGGCCACAGCCUGCGGAAGGAGCCCAGCGUCCACGGCCAGGGCGAAGCCAAGGGCCCGGGGCAGCGGCGGCCUCCGGGAGACGAGGGGCAGAGCUGCAACGCUCCAGAGCCGCGGGCAGAGGCUGGAGAGGCAGAGAAGGGGAAGGAACUGCGCUCGAGCGUCCUCUGA